Priceomyces carsonii is the source of this 2097-nucleotide messenger RNA. RefSeq names its product ATP-binding cassette permease (gene MDL1). Lineage: Eukaryota; Fungi; Ascomycota; Pichiomycetes; Serinales; Debaryomycetaceae. Gene Ontology annotation, biological process: oligopeptide export from mitochondrion. The record is from RefSeq and is a predicted model, not a curated record. Gene Ontology annotation, molecular function: ABC-type oligopeptide transporter activity; ATP binding; ATP hydrolysis activity. The transcript has a single exon. Bases 1 to 2097 code for a protein of 698 amino acids. Gene Ontology annotation, cellular component: mitochondrial inner membrane.
AUGCUUCCCUUAAGAAUGCUAACCUUGCCAAGCGCGUGUAUGAGGCAAUGUUCCUAUCCCCUAGGGAAAUAUUUUGCAUCUUGUCAAAUACGGCCGCUCGUUGCAUAUUCUUUGAAAUAUCUGACAAGAUUGAAAUCGGGAAUCUUAAAGCAGAAUGAAGUCGCACGAGGAAUCUACAACAUAAAUGCUACGAGUCAAGCUAUGUGGCUUUCUACAUCGAGACCUAAUAACAAUGAUUCAUCUGAGAGUAUACAGAGCCUGAGAAUUAGAAAACCAAGUACGGUGCGUAAAGACGUUUUAAAGCUUUUGAAAUUAGCGAAGCCAGAAUACAAAUUAUUGGCGUUUGCUCUUGUUUGUCUAGUUAUAACUUCUGCUGUAGGCAUGUCUUUGCCUUUACUCAUAGGAAAAAUUUUGGACACAGUGAACUCGACUCCGCAGACGAUACAAGCAGAUGAUCUUCCGCACGAAAAAGUUGUUGAUACUUCGAGGAUUUUAGGGUUGGAUCCUUCUGUAUUUUAUACGGGCUUAUGUGUAUUUUUUGUGGUAGGGUCUGUUGCCAAUUUUGGAAGAGUUUAUUUAUUAAGGUCAGUAGGCGAAAGGUUGGUAGCACGCUUGAGAUCUCGUUUGUUUCUGAAAAUUUUGGCACAGGAUUCUUAUUUCUUUGAUAUUGGCCCAACGAAGGAAGGAAUGAAGACUGGUGAUUUGAUUUCAAGAAUAACGAGCGAUACGCAGAUCAUAUCACGUACCCUUAGUAACAAUAUAAGUGAGGGAGCGAGGUCCUUUAUCAAUGGCAUUGUGGGCCUUUCGAUGAUGUAUUUUGUAUCAUGGAAAUUGACGCUUUGUAUGAGUUUAAUUUUUCCACCGCUAGUCUUGAUGUCAUUCUUUUAUGGUCGGAAAAUCAAAGGCUUAUCCAGAAAGAUACAAGAAAAUUUGGGUGAAAUUACUAAAUUUUCAGAAGAGAAACUAAAUGGAUUGAAGACAAUUCAAAGCUUUGCUCAGCAGAGACUGGUAAUUCAUGAUUAUAAUAAGGAAAUAAAAAGAAUAUUUGCAAACUCGUUAAGAGAAGGUAAAUUGAGCGGUGUUUUUUAUGGCAUUAAUGGGUUCCUAGGAAACAUUACUUUGAUUGGUCUAUUGAUAAUAGGCACACGUUUCAUUACGGAGGGUGGAUUAUCAGUAGGUGAUUUGUCAAGCUUCAUGAUGUAUGCGGUUUAUACCGGAAGCUCUGUUUUUGGACUUGGAAACUUUUAUACAGAAUUAAUGAAAGGAAUUGGCGCUUCAGAAAGAGUUUUUGAGCUCCUUGAACUGAAACCUCAUAUAACAAAAAGCUCCGGAAAGAAAGUCGAUGCUUUAAGAGGCGAUAUUAAAUUUGAUAAUGUGAGAUUCAGUUACCCUUCUAGGUCCUUCACCGAAGUACUCCGUGGAUUGAAUCUAGUAAUUCCUCAGGGGGCAAAUGUCUGUUUUGUCGGACCAUCAGGAAGUGGGAAAUCAACGAUUGCACACUUACUUUUAAGAUUCUAUGACCCGAUUUCCGGCUCUAUAACAAUUGGUGGAGAAAAUAUAAGAGAGCUUAAUGUUAAUAAUUACCGCUCAAAGCUAGGCUACGUACAACAGGAGCCACUAUUAUUUGCUGGUACUAUACGUAGUAAUAUUCUAUUUGGUAAGAAAUCUGCUUCUGAGCAAGAAAUAUUAGGGGCCACAGAUUUGAGUAAUGCAACUGAUUUUAUCAAAAAUAUGCCAGAAGGUCUAGACACAAAAAUUGGGCCAUCAACUGGAACGCAGCUAAGCGGCGGUCAAAAGCAACGUAUUUCCCUUGCUAGAACUCUCAUUGAACGACCGAACAUUUUAAUACUCGAUGAAGCAACAUCUGCCUUAGAUUCAAUUAGUGAGGAAGUAGUCAUGAGAAACAUUAAAAAGCUAUGCGAACAUGAUAAUACGACUAUUAUCUCAAUUGCACAUCGCUUAUCUACAAUAAAGAACAGUGAAAGAAUCAUCGUUCUUAAUAACAUUGGCGAAGUGGUCGAAGAUGGUAAAUUCGAUCACUUAUACCUGCUCAAUGAUAGUCAGUUAAAUAAAUUACUCCAAAGCGAUUUGGAAUAA